UCAACUACAACAGCCAAGAUGCGUCGUAGUCUCAUGGUGAUAAGCGUAGCUUUGAUGGCUACGGUGUAUGAGGCAAUGGCUGAUGGCGGAUACGGAAGUCGCCGAGGUGGAGGUGGAGGAGGCCACAGCUUAAGUGGAGGUGGAGGAGGCCACAUCGGAGGUGGAUUCAGCGGCGGAAACGGAGGAUUCGGAGGCGGAGCUGGUGCAGUCGCCAGUGGAUUCGGGGAAAAUGGAUUCAAUGGCGGCCACGGAUUUGGUGGAAAUGGAGGCGCUGUAGUUAGCGGCGGAAGUGGAUUUGGAGGAGCUAAUGGUGUAGGGGGAGGUGUGGGAGGAGGAGCUGGAAGAGGAUUCGGUGGUGUAAAUGUUGGUGCUGGCAGUUACAGCGCAGGUAAUGGUGGCUUUGGAGGUGGAAAUGGCGGUUUUGGCGCAGCUACUAGUGGUGUUGGAAGCGGAAAUGGUGGAUUUAGCGUCUCGACUGGCGGGUUUGGCGGUGGAAAUAGCGGCUUUGUUGCAGGUAAUGGAGGUUUUGGCAGUGGCAUUGGCGGAUUUGGCGGUGGCAAUGGAGGAAUUGUUGGAAGCAGUGCCAGUUUUGGAGGUGUUGGCGGGAGUAAUGGAGGUAAUGGCCGUCGAAGCUAUGGAAGGAAGUAAAAGACAUUAGUCUCAGUUACCAAAUGACCAAAUGUUUACAAAAUAA
Penaeus chinensis is the source of this 694-nucleotide messenger RNA. RefSeq names its product glycine-rich cell wall structural protein 1-like. Bases 19 to 648 code for a protein of 209 amino acids. Lineage: Eukaryota; Metazoa; Arthropoda; Malacostraca; Decapoda; Penaeidae. The transcript has 2 exons. The record is from RefSeq and is a predicted model, not a curated record.